UCUAUUCUACGAGAGAAUUGCCAUCCGCCGAGAAGCUCAAGGAAGAAAGUCUCGGGCGAGAAGACGACAGUUCGGUGUUUGCUUCUCAAGCACUCUCUCUCUCCUUUUUAUUUUUUCUUUCUUCCAUUCUCUCUCUUUAACAGCUAACAAGACGACGGAACCCAAAAGCCAAAGCUCUGAGAAAAAUUCCUAAUUCACUCUCUGCACGCGCCUUCAGGUGGCUACGUUUCCCCCCUUUGCUGGCGUUAGAUUCUACUCCCAUCUGUCCAAAUUCAGAUUUUCAUCUCUCCUUUUGCUAUUUCCGAUUCGAUCCGAUGAAAACAAUCCGUCGCUGAUUGUUGUGGAAUUCGAGUGUGAGGUCGUUCAUUCAAUGGUUGAUUGGAUGGAUUGGAUUGCUUAGAGGAUAAGGAAGACGAUCUAAUCGAAUUCGUGUUUCCGAUCCUGAUGACUGUCUUCAAUUUGUGGUAAUUUUAGGACAAUUUUGAAGUAUGAUGCUGAAUCGAAGUCCGCCUAAGCAUAGACAUGAUGGAACCUCGCCGUUGCCGCUUGGAAUGGACUGGAGCCCUCCUCCUCGAAAAUGGAAUGGGAAAGACACAGUUUGGCCUCAUGACCAUCACACAGGAUGGAGUUACUGUGUUAUAAUACCUUCAUGGGUUGCCCUUCCGAAAACACGAGCUGCAGAUCCCAUAGUGUUCUACAGGGUUCAGGUUGCUGUACAGUCACCUGAAGGGAUCACAGCAAUGCGGGGAGUAUUAAGGCGAUUUAAUGAUUUCAUGAAUUUAUUUUCAGAUGUUAAAAAGGCUUUUCCAAAGAAAAUGAUUCCCCCAGCUCCACCCAAAGGAAUCUUACGGAUGAAGACCAGGGCACUUUUAGAAGAGAGAAGGCGCUCUUUGGAGGAGUGGUUGACAAAGCUCCUGUCUGACAUUGAUAUAUCAAGAAGUGUUGCAGUAGCGUCCUUCCUUGAGCUAGAAGCUGCUGCUAGGUCUUCUUUCCAAAAUGAUAAUCAGGGGCCAUCAGGUGAAUACCCUGAUUAUAGCAGCAAGAUAUCAGCACAUCAGUCCCCUCCUAAUUCGAGCUCAUCUACGCUCAUUGGUGGUCUGUCACUUGCAUCAGAUUAUGGUAGUGAUACUGCUUAUGAGGCCUCUGAACUUGGUACAGCAAGUCUGGGAAGAGAUGAUAAUUCUGAAAUUGCCAUCGAUGAUUUAGCUUUGGAUGACGAUCUUUCCAGUCCAAUUGAAAAACUUGUGAAGUAUGGAUUGUCCAAUAUUGAUGAGGGUCUGUUUAUGGGACAGACCAUUCUAGAGCAGUUGGAAGGCCUUCCAAAACAUAAAGCUCAUCCUAGAUAUAAUAACAAUUUAAAGGAUGGUCAUAAUGGUAAUACUUCCAAAGCAUCGUACUUGGAUAAAAAUGGACUGGUACCAUUUGUAGAGCCUGAGCAUGGCAAGGUAAUUGGCCAUGCUCGCAAGCUGUCUGAUGAGAGUAUAGCAAGUGAUGCAAGUUCUCUGAGAGGUGGAGAAAUUUCAAGCGUUUCACUUCGAAAUUCAGUUGGCAAUGGCUCACUUGAUCAUUCAGGAGCUGAGGUUUCAAAUGCAAUUGAAUUUCAUACCAACCCUGAAUUGCAUUUUUCACAUGAUGCACUCCUCUUCCCAAAGGAUCAUCGGCAUAAACUGAAUAGGGUUCUUUCAACAAUGCAUCAAAGGCUAGUGACAGCAAAAACAGACAUGGAGGACCUCAUAUCAAGAUUGAAUCAGGAAAUAACUGUUAAAGAUUACCUUACAACAAUGGUUAAGGAUUUGGAAGUAGAACUUGAAACAAACAAGCAGAAAAGUAAAGAAAACCUUCAACAAGCUAUUUUGAUGGAGAGGGAAAAAGUUACCCAAAUGCAGUGGGAAAUGGAGGAACUUCGUCACAGAUCAUUGGAAAUGGAGUUAAAAUUGAAGUCUAAAGAAAAAAAGGGUGAAAAUUCAUUUUCAGUGCCUACAGAAGAAUUUACCCUCCAGGAGAAAGUUGCCUUGCAAGAAGAGCUUGAAUCCACGAAAGAACAACUAAAGAAUGUUUCUAAGCAAUUUGAAGAGCUUGAAGGAAAAUCAAAAGCAGACAUCAGGGUGCUUGUUAAAGAGGUUAAAUCUCUUCGAAGUACCCAAGCCAAACUUAAACAGGAGCUUAGUCAAACACUUCAACAGAAGUCUGAAACUGAGGAACUUCUUCAACAGGAAAGAGAAACGAGACAGCAUGCAAACAAGGCUUGGAGCAAGCUGCUGUCUGAAUGCAAGAGCCUACAUGCUCGGCUUAAAAAAUGCAGCAUGAAUUUUUCCCCGGAUGAUGAUUAUAAUCAUGAUGCGGAAUCUUCAUCCUUAUCUAAUGCCUUAGAUUUGCUGACAACAUCUGAUGAUCAACUAAAUCUUCUCCUGGCUGAGGUAAAUCUUCUGUCCGAUGGCAUACAGACUGCUACUCCAAUGGCAGAUGAUGACGACAACGAUUCAAUUAAAGUAGAUGCAGAGUUGAGGAUGGUACUUAAAGACAUAUUCACGGAAAACAGUAGGUUGAGGAAACAGGUCAAUUCGUAUUUCCGACACAAUAUGAGAUUGAGGAUGUCAAAGGAAGGUGAUGAUGCAGAGGCGUCUUCUUCUUCUUCUUCUUCACAAAACACUAAAGUAAAUAUCACAACAGAGACAUGAUUCCCUGUUUAUCAGUAUAUUAUUUCCUCCUUUCUUCUUGUUUUUUGCCUUCUCACCCCUUUAAAUAUAAGAAAAGCACUUUGUUGAUUCAGAAGCCCUUUUGCACAUCUUUGGAUAAAUAAUGCUGCUUGGUAUAGUCCAUAAUUUUAGUUAGUGCAAAAGUCAGUCAUCUCGUUUUGUGACUUGGCGUUUGCUGAUCUAUAGCUUUUUAGGGAUUUUUUUUCCUCCCACGAUGUUGUGCUUUUCAGGGAUUUUUACACUAUAAAUUAGAGGACCCUGCAUCUGACAAGGGUUGCUCAUAUACCCCCAGAUAUUUGCUUUCUGGCCCCUCACAUUACACAGAAUGUUGUCUUACUUUUACGUUGCCCUCGUGUUUUUGUUCAUUACGAGGAGAUGAAGACAAAGCCAAAAAUGAACUUAGAUUCUUA
Cucumis sativus (cucumber) is the source of this 3106-nucleotide messenger RNA. RefSeq lists its product as hypothetical. Bases 489 to 2678 code for a protein of 729 amino acids. The record is from RefSeq and is a predicted model, not a curated record. The transcript has 10 exons. Gene Ontology annotation, biological process: protein transport. Gene Ontology annotation, molecular function: phosphatidylinositol binding. Lineage: Eukaryota; Viridiplantae; Streptophyta; Magnoliopsida; Cucurbitales; Cucurbitaceae.